GCCCUGCCCCGUUUCCACCCCACGGCCUACAGAUCCGGCCGGCCUCCAUUGCCCUUGUCGUUCCCGUGCCCGGAUCUGGCCGGAGUUCACCGCCACCGUGCCCGCCCGUGUCGGCAACGUGGCGGCCUCCUCAGCCUCGAGGGCGAGCUCCCAGUUGACCGCGUCCGCCGCCGCGACGCCUCGGUCCACCGCGGCCUUCAACGCCCGCCGCGACGCCUCUGUACGCCGCGCUCUACAACGCCAGUCGCGACACCUCGCCCCAUUCCUGGGCUCUGGCGGCGCUCACGUCCGCCGCGACGCAUCCCCUGCCUUGCUUGUGCGGUGUUGACGCCGGCGACAAGCGGUUCAGUAGAGGCAGGGUGUUUUUUUGCAAAAAACCAAACGUUAUCUACAAUUUAAGUAGGACUGCACAUUAAUUUCGGGAAAAUAGGGGGACUUUUUUGCAAAAAUGACAGCGACGGACGACCAGAAGCAUUAGCUGCUUUAUUAGUAGGGAAAGAUACAGUUUCCAUCCGAAUUGGUCAGCUUGAGUUCAAGCUUCAAACGAGAACGAUGACAAGUUGUGAACAACUGGGCCGCGCCCUGUUUGGUCUCCGACUGCUUGACGUACGUGCUACGGCGUACGCCUAUUAUAAACGAGGGGAAUCCCAACGGCGAAAAGCUGCAACGUCAUCUUUCCUCCGAUCGACCUAAUUUUCUCCCGUCGGCCGGCGAUCAAUCUGCUUCAAGUUCAGCUAGGUUUUUCAGCUAAAAGAAAAGGUUUAGCUAGGUUUGCGCUCAUACGUGCAUCUGGUCGGGUGGGUCUGCUCGCAUCAGCGCGUCCACCAUGACAAUGUUGUCGCGGAGUUCUGAUCCUCCCAUGGAUGUCCAAAAAGGCACUGCCUGGCCGGCGGCGACAGAGGAGGAGGAGCUGUCCUGCUGUACCGCGGCGUCGCUGAAAGUGUUCAUGGUGCUGUAUUCGCUGUAUAUGGUUGGCCUGAUCAUAUGGAUGUUCAAGGUUUGCGAAAAUUGGUGGCAGGCAUGGCCGGCUGUUUUUCUCGUGUUAGUCUGGGUAUUGGCACUCCUGGUGCUUGCCGGGCAACAUGCCAAAGUAACGUUGUCCGCGAGUUCUGAUCAUUGCCUGGACCUCGAGAAAGGCGCUGGGCCAACGCUGACCAAGGAGGAGGAGCUGGCCAAGGUGAACUCUCGCAUUGCCAAGGGUAUCAUGGUGGUUCUGCACUGCUAUCUACCGAUCGGACGAAUGGAGGGAUUGGGAGAUGGUCUAGCGAGCGACGGAAGCCGGGGUUCCGCCGUGAGCAUGGCUGGGAUUGAAGACAUGUUUGCAGGCGCCAUUAUCCCUGCCGGCGAGGAUGUCCAUCCCAGCAGUAACGACGGCCAGCAAUAUGUUGAUCCACCAACUUAGUCUGAAGCAAUUUUCUAUGCUAAUUCCUUCGGCCAAGCACGGCGGGGCACUCUCGAUACAUGGAAUGCCUGUCCGUACAGCAGGGAAGAACGACACACAUGGCCAGGUUGGUUUUUUUUUCCUCAUGCUAACUGAAAUUAAAAUACGCAUGCAAUCAUCGUCAUGGUUCCAAAAUCCUCCCUGAUGGAAUUGACCAUUACAGAACAAUACUUUAGCGAGUCCAAACCUAAGAAUACAAUUAAAUCCGUACCACGAUACAAAACGCACUCUAAAGAAUACGAAAACAAAUACAUCAGACUCAUAUUACAUAACCUGCAAAUAGUUUCUCAGGAAAAAAUACAAGUCUCUCGUAACUUAUUUGAUAUAUAAUGGAAUCACCGUGGUUCGCCUCGCAAGUCCUUUGCAGAUGCCCCGCCCCCCUUAGGACUUGUUGAUUGUGUCCAUGCUGAAUUGCUGAUAGCGAUAAUCUUGCCAAAUUUCUUGGCCCACCUCUCAACAAUCAGUCUGGCAAAUCUUGAAUUUUGCAGGGAGUUGCCAGAUGUUCUUGGCUAAUCCCAAAACUUCAUAAAAAAGAAUCAUCCUGGACUGGUCGAUCUCAUAUCCUAACUUGGUGAAAACAAAAACAUAUGGCGCAUCAGGGGAAUUGCUCGUGAUUUAAGUUGAUUUUGUGCCGUCGUUCUGAUGUGAGGAUAGAGUUCUCUGUAGUUUUGUCCUCAUCCACUGCCUCGCAUAAUGUAGCGCCAGGAUCCCGUUUGAAGCAAUGAAGUUGUUGAACGCGAAACUUUCAGCCCAGUCAGGAAGUGGGAGGAACGUGGAAGAGUCGAAGAGAGUUUGCUCAAACUCUACUACGUGAAUGAUGGGAGGGACGCACCUCUGACGGAAUGAUUUGAGGAAUGCUGUAUUCUUAACGGAGCAGUACCAUGAUGGAAAAACUGCGGAGGCUCGAACGAGGUUGUCGACUCUUCCAAGACGGAGAACAUCUGCUGCAUCAGAUCCGACUCCUCGCGGAGCAGCUUCUCGAUGGGGCAGCCAUCGUGCAUCUCGCUGUGAUUUCUAUCGUACGCUCUUGGGUGGAGUAGUGGUUCUUUGCUGCUCAAAGUGAAAAUUUGGUGUGUCUAAAUGCGAUACAUUUCUGUCCUCACACCGAGCUCUCUCCCUUUGUGUGGACUGGAUAUACAGAGAAAAUCUUGAUGUAGGGGCCAUGACACGCGCAUCGAAGACUGACGAUUUUUGUGUGCGUCUCGGGCCACGCUCAGCGUGUAGGAAGCAGUGGAGGACACAGCCCUACUCUUGUUUUUUACCGGCAGGAAUCCUAGAGGCAUGGGCGUGGACGGCUCAGUAUCUGCAGACUUUGAAAAUUUAUCUCUGCCGUGCUCAACUUUAUACAUGAUGACGAAUGGUUUGAAUGGUUGGAUGCAACAAGGUA
Triticum dicoccoides is the source of this 2828-nucleotide messenger RNA. RefSeq lists its product as uncharacterized. The transcript is spliced from 4 exons. The coding region runs from base 827 to 1402 and encodes 191 amino acids. NCBI's taxonomy places the organism in Eukaryota, Viridiplantae, Streptophyta, Magnoliopsida, Poales, Poaceae. The record is from RefSeq and is a predicted model, not a curated record.